UCCAUUCCCUAUAUAUACCCUUCUCCUUAUCCAUUUCUCUUCAACAAUUCACAGAACAAUAUCUACCAGAGAAAUUUUCAAAGGCAACUGGCGGCAUGGCGGUCUUCAAAAUCCUUCCCCUUCUCUCCCUCUCUCUCAUUUCCCUUUUCUGCUUCCCAUUCUCCGAGGCUACCAGGUUCGACAUCACAAACAACUGCCCCUACACCGUGUGGGCAGCGGCCUUGCCCUCCGGCGGCGGGCAGCAACUAAACAGCGGCGGCGGGACAUGGGGCCUCGACGUGCCGGCGGGGACCACCAGCGGUCGCAUAUGGGGCCGGACCGGCUGCAACUUCGACGGUUCAGGGAACGGGCACUGCCAGACCGGCGACUGCGGGAACGUGCUCGCCUGCAGGCUCUCGGGGGCUCCGCCAACAACGUUGGCGGAGUUCUCCCUGAACCAGCCCAACAAUCUGGACUUCUACGACCUGUCGGUGAUCGACGGGUUCAAUGUUCCGAUGAGCUUCAGACCAACUUCCGGCGGCUGCGCCUCCCUCCGGUGCCCCGCCGACAAGUGCUCCGAUGCAUACCUCUUCCCAGCUGACAAUACUAAAACUCAUAGUUGCCCUUCAGGGACCAACUACAAGAUUGUCUUUUGCCCUUGAAGAAGAAGAAGAAGAAUGGGAAAAGCUAAGAUUAUUACUGUAUAGACGUAUAGUGAUUGCUACCUCUGAAAUAAAGGAAGAAUAAGACGGCGUCAAAAUAAGCACUUUUACUGUGUGUUUAAGUGUAGCCCUCACUAAAAUACUUGUCCAGCUCGUUUUGGAUUACAAAGUUUUAUGGAAUAUCUUUCCCCUCAUUAAAUCAUUAAUUAAUUAAAGUGUUUUGUGUGGAAGGAAAUUAAUUAAUGAUCAUUCUUGGAGUUAUGCACGUAUGAAAUUAAUAGUUCAUUCAUAAUAAUACAAUUAGGCGGAGUAUUAAACCAACAGAUCGAGACUGAGACAAAGAAAUGCCUCCUUGGGACAGUAUGUGGCUAUAAAAAAUAGUGUAUGUAUAUAAUAAUUUUAUUAUACUCCGUACAAUAUUCAAAUGGGAAAUCGAUCAUAAAUAUAAAUAUAAGUAAAAUAAUCUCUAAAUGC
Messenger RNA from Cuscuta epithymum, 1115 nucleotides. NCBI's taxonomy places the organism in Eukaryota, Viridiplantae, Streptophyta, Magnoliopsida, Solanales, Convolvulaceae. The record is from the annotation of a GenBank genome assembly.